AUGGAGGUAAUGACGGAAAAAAUGGUGGAGGUAAUGAUGGAGAAAAUAGAAAGAGGAUUUGAAACAAUGAUAAAGGAAAUAAAAGGUAUAUUCGAAAAGGAAGUAGCGAAGAUGAAGAGGGGAAUGAAAGCGGAAAGAAAAAGAAGGGAGAGAGAGAGAGAGAGAGUGAGAGAGAGCGAGAAGAGUUGGAAAAGGGAAAAGAAAGAAUUAUUGGGCAGAGUCAGAACAAUCGAGGAGGAGAAGGACAGGGCAGAGAGAGAGAGAGAGAGAGAGAGAGAGAGAGAGAGAAGAAGAAGGAACAUAGUAAUCAAAGGAGUAGACUGGAACGAAGGAAGCAAUGCAGAGACAGUAAAGGAGUUCAUAAGAGAAAAAAUGAAAAUAGGGACAGAAAUAGAAAGAACACAUGUGAUAAGGGUGAGGGACAAAAACACAAUAAUAGUGGCGACGAUGAAAUCAAUAGAGGAAAAAAUGAGGAUAAUAAAGGAACAAAGCAAAUUGGAAAAGGAGGUAUACAUAGAUGAUGAUCUGACAAGAAAAGAAAGGGAGCUACAGCAACAAAUAAGAAGGAUAACUAGAUUAAGAAGGGAAAAGGGCGAAGAUGUGAGGAUAGAAUAUAAGGAACUAAAAAUAGAAAACAGAUGGUACAGGUGCAACGAAAAUGAAGAGAGGCUGGAGGAAGAAAGAAAGAGAGGGGAAGAACAAUGA
Bombus impatiens (common eastern bumble bee) is the source of this 705-nucleotide messenger RNA. RefSeq lists its product as uncharacterized. NCBI's taxonomy places the organism in Eukaryota, Metazoa, Arthropoda, Insecta, Hymenoptera, Apidae. The record is from RefSeq and is a predicted model, not a curated record.